AUGAACGGCAUCAUCGAGCCUUUACCUGGCCUCCUUGAUGAUCCUCUAUUUCAAAUUCCUGAUUUACCUGCCCUGACUGACUUUCAAAUUGCCCCUCUACGAAAUCCUGCUCCGAGCCGUCAUGCAAAUGUCCCUCUACCCCUCGAACCUGUGGCCGACAAUAGCCUGGGUAAUGCACGGACGAACAAAACUACUACACAUCCUGUAGAAAGUCCGGAGAGGAGGAGGGCGCCAUCAAUAACUCCCAACGAUGUCCUUCUUGCACGAGAGGCAAAAAGACCACAUCUCGCCAUCAGCGAGCUGCUGGAAGCCGACCAUGGCCCGGACCCUACACCAACAUAUCUGCCCUCAUUCAUCAGUCUGGCUGUGGUGGAAAACUCUCCUGUCCAAGCCCCCUCGUUUCUAGAACAUCCUCAAUCUCUCAGGCAUCUGAGAUUGGACGCGGACAACGACCAUGUUGCUCUUGACUGGGCCAGGCAUCUUCCUCCCCCAGCUCAGAAAGAAAACCGUCACAACAGACCGACUCCGCUCCUCCCUGCUAUGGUUACAGGACUGCAUGAGCCUCCUCCCUCUGCAGCUCUCCUGCCAUCCAUUGACCUUGACUCUCUACAUCCGACCGUCACAGCAUUACACGAGCCUUCCGCUCUGUUACCAUCGCUUGACUCUCGCCCAACACGUGCCACGAUUACAGGACUGCAUGAAACUCAGCCUACUGCGCUGUUGCCGGCAGUCUAUCCGGAGUCGAUACACACCACGAGCACGAGGCAGCAUGAACCCCGUCCCACUUCUGCGGCUCAUCCGCCACCGAUUGAUGUCGAUUCGACACAAGCCACUACCCGGCCAACACCAACAACAACAUCGAGGAUUCAUGUCAGAGAUAUGCUCAGAGACUCCGUUGGGCCAGACCGUGAACCCAGUCUACCAGAUCCCGAGCCCAUUCAACCUGACACUGACCCUUACCCCCAAGAAGUUGACCCCUACAAUCCAGAAGCUGAUCCUUAUUACCAAGAAUCUGACCACUACCGUCAAGAAUCUGAAUCUUAUCACCCGAGUCCUGAAGCCGAUCAACCAGAUAUAGACCCUUCACCUGAACCCAUUCCUCCUGGCCGCGUUAUUGAUACACGUAUUACUUUUACCAGGGCCUUUCUAAGGACUGAAGAACUCUCUCCCGACGAGAUCCGCCAACGCAUUCCGAAGGUGAUCCAUCCUGUUUGGAAGGAGACAAACAAGAAGAUCUUUAAGCGUCGAGCCAGGCGGAGAUGGACUGAUGCUGAAACUGCAGACCUCAUGGCCGGCGUGAAUAAAUACGGCAUCGGCCGAUGGAAACAGAUUCUAGACGAUCCGGAUUUCCACUUCAGGGACAGAAAUUCCGUGGAUUUGAAAGAUCGGUACCGCGUUUGCAUCAACGACAGGCCCUCAAAGUCCGACACCCACCUGGGAGUCGACAGUCCUAUUGCAGAACCAUCUCCAUCCAUUGAGAUACUGGGAAUACGACACUGUCGUGAAGUGGCGGAGCGACUGGCAGAUCGGGGUCAGAGUUCGAAACAACGUCGUAAACGCCGUGCUUGGACAGACCUCGAGGACGAGAAUCUUUUGGCGGGUGUAGCACGACAUGGCUUCCAGUGGACCGCCAUUCAUGACGACCCAGACCUGGAUCUGUCGCACAGGCGAGCCACCGACCUCCGAGACCGCAUUCGAAAUAAAUUUCCAGAUGGGUACAAGCACGCCGAGUCUGCGCCGUUGAGGUCAGAGGUCAGGAAGGCGGAGAAAGAAGCCCAAGCUGCAGAAUCAACUACAUUAGAGACGGACGUCCCUGGGCAAGUGCCCAAUGCAACAAAGGUCUCGGCGAAGGGGCGACGGAAAUCUGGGAAAGUGACGGUAGCAGAUGAAAGUGCGACUACUUCAGCUCGAAGAAAACGCCGCUCGUUUCUACCAACUGCGUCGGCCUCCUCGGUGAACAGGCUAACUCGCGAUGAGCUCGACCAAGACCAUGAAGAUAUGCAGGAGGAACACGAGAGAGAAAGAGAACGCGAAGCUGAAAAUGAGCAACAACAAUCCCUCAUUACAUUGCCCAGUUUGACACUCGACCUCGAUGACAUGGACUGGGAGGAUAAUAGGCUGCCACCGUUGCAUGACGGCGAUGAGGAUGAUAUUAGCGACUAG
This is a messenger RNA of Fonsecaea pedrosoi CBS 271.37, 2163 nucleotides long. RefSeq lists its product as uncharacterized. NCBI's taxonomy places the organism in Eukaryota, Fungi, Ascomycota, Eurotiomycetes, Chaetothyriales, Herpotrichiellaceae. The transcript has a single exon. The coding region runs from base 1 to 2163 and encodes 720 amino acids. The record is from RefSeq and is a predicted model, not a curated record.